This is a messenger RNA of Phytophthora megakarya, 1785 nucleotides long. NCBI's taxonomy places the organism in Eukaryota, Oomycota, Peronosporomycetes, Peronosporales, Peronosporaceae. The record is from the annotation of a GenBank genome assembly.
AUGAUUGUAUAUGCCAGUGACUGGGCGAUUUCCGCCUCGUUAAUGCAAGCACACGACGAAAUCUACCAUCCUGUUGUGUUCGCUAGCCGCACGCUAAAGGUGAAUGAGCUGAGCUACAACGUGUCAGAAAAAGAAGUGUUGGCAUUGCUGAGGAUCUGGGACCUCUACUACAAUUUAUUGGUGGGGCGUGAGAUCCGGGUCCUGACGAGGCAUUCCAUGCCGGCUGUUCAAGUCGGCGCGAUUACAAGGUCGUUUAGGAUAAUGGUCCACCCUCCUGGCCCCGUGGACUCUCGAGAUCACGAGAUGCACGAAAGGAGAAGACGAGAUACUGGAGGCGAUCGCUGCCAGCAUCACACUGAGGUCAAAGAUCGACGACACCUUAACCGCUAUCGCCCCCAAGGAACCCAAACGCCGGACUCAAACGACGAUACCCACCCGGGGUGGGGGGGCGCGUUCAGCGCGAUCGUGUGGAGUCUGCCCGGGUGGAAGGUGGUCAAGGCCAAAUCAUGCUAUCUCGAGAAUCUCACCGUGAAUGACGCAGAGUACAACGGCCUCCUGUUGGGACUCGACAUGCUAGCGGACCUCGACCGUAAGCGCCUAGUUCGGGGCGAGAUCGAUUGCAAGUCACCCGGGCUGACGCUAUGGAGGCAGAAAGCUCUCGAUCGCUUGAGGGAAUGGAGUGAUCAUGAGCUAGUGCAUGUGAAGAGAGACUGGAAUGGGAGUGUUGACAGUCUAGCGAGUGCCGUUUUGCAACGCCAAGGUGGGAUCGAGGUCCAUAGCGGUACCGAACACCAAGAUUUGGUUACCCUAAACCGGCUGGACGAGAUCCUCGUACACAUGACCGAGAAUCCCAUGGACCUGAUCCGAGAAAUGCGCGUCGAUCGGAUCAGACAAGCUCAGGAUGAGGAGGUCUGGAUCACUGGAAUGAAGAAGUAUCUGAGUGGUUCGUUCGCCGACUUCACGCAAGCGGAAGCCAGAUCAUACGGCAAGAUUACGGCCGAUUACGAGGUGGACAAACAAGAUCUACUCGUUUACUGCCCUCCCACACCGAGAUCGGGGGACGAUCGCGAUCGGUUGCUGAGACUGGUAGUACCCGAAACGUUGCAAUCGGACGUCCUACACCACUAUCAUACGACGUUAGAGGGCGGACAUCAACGAAUUGGCCGCACCUACCAGCGGAUCCGAAAUCAUGUCCAUUGGAGGGGACUAUACCGAAGCGUUCAGAGAUACGUGGGAGAAUUCGUGGACUGCAAAACAGGAAAAGGGAGACCCGUUAUCCAAGGAGAAUCACCAGGGAAUCUACAAGCAACGUAUCCAUUCCAGAUCAUUGCGAUGGAUCAUAUACCGUCGUUACCCAGAUCGAAUAAAGGGAACACUGAGCUGUUGAUCUGGGUCGAUCUAUUCACGGGAUACGUGGUCGCAAAGGCUAGCUCGUCUCGAACGGCCCAGACGGUCGCGGAAUCUUACGAAGAGUGUGUAUUUAGGGGCUUCCGUGCUAGCGAGAUUAUCAGACACGAUCGAGAGCCCGGGGUCAUGUCCGACUUCUUCAGAUCGUUCAAUAAAAUCCUGGGACAACGUCAGCGAGCAACGAUGGUGUAUCGACCUCAAGCCAACGGGAUCGCGGAACGAAUGGUACAGCCAGCGACCGGGGCGCUCAAGAUGUAUGUGCAUGAUCUAGAUCAGAAGGAUUGGGGCGAGUACGCAGAGCGCCUCAUGUUCGCGAUCAAUACGCUCACAAUCGAAUUCGAGGAGACGCACCUCAAUAUCAGGUGCACGGGUGGGAUC